ACAUAGCAUGUCUAGCAGUCUGCUCAAUAACAAUAACACAGCUCGGGAAAUCGGGGAUGGUGCCGAUAGUGAGAAAGAUAAGCUAAGUCACAGUGGCCAUGUUGCUUCCGACUUGAGUGAUUCCGAACCCGAAAUCGUGACUGAAGUACUUUCUGGCGUAGCUUUCCAAAGGAUGACUGUUAAAGCGGGAAAAUCACAGAGAAGUCCUGGAGUGGUCAGACGAGGUCUAGAAGUGGUGGAAGAAAAUGGAUCAACUGAGCAUUAUUACCCGGAACCACAUUCGCCUGAGCACAAGGUGCACCAUGAGGAGGAUGAGAAUAUUGAUAAGCAUUUUGUUAAAGGGCAUUCCUCUACUGGUUCACCCGCUAGGAUUAGCCAAUUAUCAGCCAACACAUUGGGAAGUGUUGACAGUCUUACAAGUUUUUAUAGUUCAGCCGGUGAGAGGAAUUUUGGAAAGAUAACGGUGACUGGCGAUAUCAAAUUUGGUUUGUCCUACAACUAUAAAACUGGUGUAUUUGAAGUAAAGAUUGUAGCAUGUCGAGAUUUAGCACCUGUGGAUGUCAAAAGAAAUACAUCUGACCCUUAUGCCAAAACAUAUCUACUUCCUGAUAAAACAAAGAACGGUAAAAGAAAAACCCGAAUAAAGAAACGUACAUUAAAUCCAGCAUUUGAUGAAACACUCAAGUAUUUAAUUAGCGAAAGCGAGUUGCAGACACGAACACUGUGGAUAUCUAUAUGGCAUAAUGAUGCGUUCGGUCACAACGAUUUCCUCGGAGAGAUACAGCUUCCGUUAGAUGAUAUCAACUUAGAAGACUUUCAUCCUGAGUGGCGGCCGCUUUGUCCACGUGUCCUUGCCGCUGGAAUGGAGAGUACGCUGUCGUACAAAGGAGACUUAACAAUUGCUAUCAAGUUUAUUCCUGCCGAUGCCUCUAAUGGGUCACCGUCUCAGGAGGUACAGAAAGGAAAAUCAAAGAAAAAGGCGAAGAACCCACCUGAGCCCGGAAAAGGUGCUAUACAUGUUCACAUUAAAGAUGCUAGGAACCUCAUAGCUGUUAGAAUUAAUGGGUAUUCCGACCCUUUCGCCAAAUGUUAUCUUCUGCCAAACAAGAGCAAGUCUGGGAAGCGAAAAACUGAAGUGAUAAAAAAGAACUGUAAUCCUCAUUGGGACGAGACGUUCAUCUACGAAGGAGUCAAUGUUGAGGAUCUGAAAGAGCGGGCCUUGGAAGUGACUCUCUGGGACAGAGAAUCAAUGGCGUCAAAUGACUUUUUGGGAGGUUUACGUCUGGGAGUUGGGAAUGGAAAGUCGUAUGGUAAGGAAGUAAAAUGGCAAGAUUCACGGUCAGCAGAGACAGCAUUGUGGCAACGAAUGUUGGACAAUCAAAACCAAUGGGUCGAAGCUAACUUAAUGCUACGUAGCCAUAUGAACGGGAAAGAAGCCAAAGAACCUGAAUUUAUUUAG
Saccoglossus kowalevskii is the source of this 1459-nucleotide messenger RNA. Its product is annotated as synaptotagmin-like protein 4. Gene Ontology annotation, cellular component: exocytic vesicle; plasma membrane. Gene Ontology annotation, biological process: intracellular protein transport; exocytosis. NCBI's taxonomy places the organism in Eukaryota, Metazoa, Hemichordata, Enteropneusta, Harrimaniidae. Gene Ontology annotation, molecular function: small GTPase binding; neurexin family protein binding. The record is from RefSeq and is a predicted model, not a curated record.